Molecule: messenger RNA, 1035 nt
Organism: Arachis duranensis
Lineage: Eukaryota; Viridiplantae; Streptophyta; Magnoliopsida; Fabales; Fabaceae
Product: photosystem II CP47 reaction center protein-like
Exons: 1
Coding region: 31-1035 (334 amino acids)
Biological process (GO): photosynthesis, light reaction; photosynthesis; photosynthetic electron transport in photosystem II
Cellular component (GO): membrane; photosystem II
Molecular function (GO): chlorophyll binding
Source: RefSeq, a predicted model, not a curated record
UUGCUGAAAAAAAAAAAGGGGGGUAUUCUCAUGGGUUUGCCUUGGUAUCGUGUUCAUACUGUUGUAUUAAAUGAUCCCGGCCGCUUACUUUCUGUCCAUAUAAUGCAUACGGCUCUGGUUGCUGGUUGGGCCGGUUCGAUGGCUCUAUAUGAAUUAGCAGUUUUUGAUCCCUCUGAUCCUGUUCUUGACCCAAUGUGGAGACAGGGUAUGUUUGUUAUACCCUUCAUGACUCGUUUAGGAAUAACCAAUUCGUGGGGCGGUUGGAGUAUCACAGGAGGUACUACGCCGAAUCCGGGUAUUUGGAGUUAUGAAGGUGUGGCUGGAGCACAUAUUGUGUUUUCGGGCUUGUGCUUUUUGGCGGCUAUCUGGCAUUGGGUCUAUUGGGAUCUAGAAAUCUUUUGUGAUGAACGUACAGGCAAACCCUCUUUGGAUUUGCCAAAAAUCUUUGGAAUUCAUUUAUUUCUUGCAGGGGUGGCUUGUUUUGGUUUUGGCGCAUUUCAUGUAACAGGAUUGUAUGGUCCUGGGAUAUGGGUGUCCGAUCCUUAUGGCCUAACCGGAAGGGUUCAAUCCGUAAAUCCCGCAUGGGGUGUAGAAGGUUUUGAUCCUUUUGUUCCGGGGGGAAUAGCCUCUCAUCAUAUUGCAGCAGGGACAUUGGGCAUAUUGGCGGGCCUUUUCCAUCUUAGUGUACGUCCACCCCAACGUCUAUACAAAGGAUUGCGUAUGGGAAAUAUUGAAACCGUCCUUUCCAGUAGUAUCGCUGCUGUAUUUUUUGCAGCUUUUGUUGUUGCUGGAACUAUGUGGUAUGGUUCAGCAACAACUCCGAUUGAAUUAUUUGGCCCCACUCGUUAUCAAUGGGAUCAGGGAUACUUCCAACAAGAAAUAUAUCGACGAGUUAGUGCUGGGCUAGCCGAAAAUCAAAGUUUAUCAGAAGCUUGGUCUAAAAUUCCCGAAAAAUUAGCUUUUUAUGAUUACAUCGGCAAUAAUCCGGCAAAAGGUUCCAGAAUCUCUCACCCACUUCUAGAAGAGAGAUCUUAA